This is a messenger RNA of Panicum hallii, 1727 nucleotides long. Its product is annotated as protein CLT2, chloroplastic-like. The coding region runs from base 124 to 1413 and encodes 429 amino acids. The transcript is spliced from 12 exons. The record is from RefSeq and is a predicted model, not a curated record. Lineage: Eukaryota; Viridiplantae; Streptophyta; Magnoliopsida; Poales; Poaceae.
CAACUGUCAAGCGGGCCCCACCAGUCAGAGCCGUGAACUGGAACGCGCCGCGUCGGCACACCAGUGGUCGCCGUCCACAGAAGCGAAGCGAACCAAAUCUUCAAACCCAUACGCCAUUGCGCCAUGCCCAUCUCGCACCUCCUCUCGCCGCCUUCCCUCCCAUCCCUGCCGCCGCCUCACCUCCGCAACGGAGCGGCACGGCAGUGCCCGACGCCACUGCGUGCCGCCCUAGCGCUCCCGCCCCAGCGCCACGUGGGGCUCGCCGCGGCCCGUGGCGAUGGUGGGACGCUGGGCUCCAGUAGAGCGCGGGCGGUUGGGGCCGUUAGGGUUUCUGCGGUCCCCGGAGACGGCGGUGCCGUUGCUGGUGGUACGGGGAUCGCGGCGGCAGCGGCGGCAACGGUGGUAUUCGCGGUGAUGAACCGGGUGCUGUACAAGCUGGCGCUUGUGCCAAUGAAGAAUUACCCCUUCUUCCUCGCCCAAUUCGCCACAUUUGGGUAUGUGCUAGUGUAUUUCUCUAUUCUCUUCAUAAGAUUUCGCGCUGGAAUUGUCACUAGAGAAAUGUUAGCACUUCCAAAGGCACAGUUCAUGCUAAUUGGCUUGCUAGAAGCACUAGGUGUUGCUUCAGGCAUGGCUUCUGCUGCUAUGUUGCCUGGGCCAUCUAUUCCAGUAUUGUCGCAGUCUUUUCUGGUUUGGCAGCUUAUCUUAUCUGUCCUCAUCUUGGGAAGGAAAUAUAGAACAAACCAAAUUCUUGGCUGUAUGCUUGUCACCGCUGGGGUAAUUUUAGCAGUGGCUAGUGGAGCCAAUGGUGGUCCAUUUCUAUCUGAACUCAAUUUUUUCUGGCCAGUAGUAAUGAUGGCUUCAGCUGCAUUUCAAGCUGCUGCUUCCAUUAUCAAGGAGUUUGUUUUCAUCGAUGGAGCGAAACGCCUUGAGUUUUGGUUUUUGGUGUUUACACAGGGAAAACGGCCUGAUAUAUUUAUAGUCAACUCUUUUGGUUCAGGGUUCCAGGCUCUUUUCGUUUUCCUACUCCUUCCAUUUCUCUCUAGCUUGAAAGGGAUACCUUUUGCUGAACUCCCUGCGUACCUAAACCAUGGUGCUGCAUGCUUUCUGAAUAUUGGAGGGAAUCUGAAGGAUUGCCAUGGAGCUCCUCUGCUACCACUACUCUACAUGACUCUGAACAUAGCCUUCAACAUUUCUGCGCUUAAUCUGGUGAAGAUGUCUACUGCUGUGGUUGCUUCACUAACAUCAACUUUGGCAGUACCUCUUACCAUCUAUGUCCUGUCACUGCCUCUGCCAUAUCUACCUGAAGGGACAAAUUUGAGCACAUCUUUUAUAAUUGGUGCUGCCACCUUAGUGCUCGGGCUGCUUCUAUACAAUCUUCCUCAAACAUCAGCUGAUCAAGUGAAGAAAGAUUAAUCUAAACCAAUAUCGUAUAUGAGGAUGACAGGAAGCUAUAGCUACUGGUGCUCCUUCAUACAAGAAAAAAAAGAACUGCAUGAAGUGAGCGGCACAAUUUGAUGCAGAACUUCUGCUGUCAGUUCCUUUUUGAGCGAAUGUAAGUAUCAACUACUUCAUAAAUUCCUUGGUUGUAUAGUAGUUCUUUCUCGCCUUUCUUGUCUGCGUGUGUGAGUUGGGGGAGGGGUGUAAAACAAGAAUGUCAUGAGUUCCUUUGUCUCAUAUCUGUUGCUCGGUUCUCCUUUAUAUCAACGUGAACUUGUUUUUAGUAUUUA